CACCAGGGUCGGCCAGCACCAGCGACUACAACGAGACUCAACCACGCCGUCAUCUAACGACGGUUACAAGCACUUGGAUAUCUCUUACUUUUUGUCCACGAAUCGCCACUCUCAGAACGCAAGUACGAGUAGCGAACUGAUUAACUCAGAUCUCUUCGCAGAUCAUUGACUCCCAGUGGAUUUAUAGACAGAAAUAAUAGAUCAUGCCGCCGUCCAUAAAUCAUCCAGGCCAUGCAAGAAAGGACUUUGGCUUGCAAAGGACGGGGACUCUUUUGCACAAGGGUUUUAAAACAGUGCAAGACCCGUAUGCUGGAAGACAAAGAACUGGGGCUUCACUUGUCAACGCAUUACUUGCCACCGCCUUAUUUCGCUGUUGGCACCUUCUUAUCUUCUUCGGCGCUUGGGCGACCUUGGUAUGCGUUCUCAACGCUCAAGGACACAGAGUGAUCAUUCAACCUACGUUACUUACUGUAACUGGUACAGUAUUAGGUUUUGUGAUCAGUUACAGGACAACCUCUUCAUUCGAAAGAUACAACGAGGGAAGACGGCUCUGGUCCCAAAUCGUUCUGGCUAGUCGGACCUUUGCGCGAACGGUUUGGUUUCAUAUCCCAGAUCCACCAGCUACAGCAUCUGAAUCUGCAGAAGUGUUGAAAGCCAGAGCAAUGAUUGAAAAGAAGACUGUUAUAAAUCUUAUUGAAGCAUUUGGCGUAGCUGUCAAGCACUAUCUGCGAGGAGAGGAUGGAAUUUAUUACGAAGACCUGUACUACCUUGUUAAAUUCCUCCCCUCCUACGCUCUUCCAACUGGCCUUCCUUCAAAUCUUGAUCUUGCCAACGAUCAUGCCCCUUCAGAAAUACAUUCACCUCCGGGCUCCCCCAUAUCUACUUCCUUUCAUCGACCUUCCCUCCGCAGACCCUCAGACGCUUCACGCAAUCAGACCUUCUUGACACAACGUAUCAAUGCAAGCUCCUUCUCCGAUUCGCAUCUUCCGCUCCCUGCUACAGCUCAUACAUCCGGUAAGACCACCUUCCGGGAACCCCAGCCAGCGGAUCGCCCCCAUCAAGCUACAGACAAGACAUUCUACGACGUCAAAUCCACUGUGUCAGAAGAACCUGCAGAGAGGGUUAUCCUACAAAGACCCGACGAAGUGUUCCUUUUCCCCGCGAAGAUGCCCCCCAAAUAUCAUUUAUUUGAUUUGUUUCCAUUCUCGUUACUAGUGAGGGUUUUAACAAACAGGGGUAAGGAGUUGAAAGGCAAGAAAGCCGCCAAACUGAGGGCGAAAAUGAGGAACAAGAGCGCCUCGCAUAACCUGCCGCUGGAAAUUUCAUUGUAUCUGAGCUCGUAUAUCUCCGCCCUUCAAAUACGGAAAACUAACGAGGUCCCCACUACUAAUACAAUGCUUGCUGCUCUAAAUCAAUUGGUGGAUAGUCUCACUGGACUGGAACGGAUCCUAACGACGCCUAUCCCUUUCUCGUACUCAUUCCACUUGUGGGUUGUCGUCGUCAUCUACAUUCUAGUUCUCCCUCCGCAAAUCUGGCCAACUUUGUCUUGGAAAACUAUCCCCGCUACGGUUAUACUUGCGUUCAUGUUCUUCGGGUUUUUGGUUGCUGGAGAGGAAAUCGAAAAUCCAUUUGGUUAUGACAAGAAUGAUCUUAACCUGGAUCAUUUCACUCAUAACAUCAUUCGUAACGAACUCCGCGCGAUCACUUCUACUCCAGCCCCUGAUCCUGCUCGUUGGGCUUUUGCACCUGAGAAUGACCUUCUAUUCGCAUCAGAUGUCCACACCGACGAACGAGUCACACCACAGGAAUGGAUUGGGAGAGGAUAUAUACAGAUGCAGCAUGCCCUCAGUCUAUAAACUCUGGCUGAUCAUUUUAUUCCGUGAGGGUGCUAUUUCUUGUGAAUUUUGCUUCAAAAAUAGAUGCGGACGGACCAUUGCAUAUUGUUUUCACUAUCUAGCUAAAUUUCGUCUCUUGGAUAUGUUGCUUUCUAAUUCCUUGCGCAUAAUACUCUCACAUCACAUACAUAUAUAUUUAUGAUUAGUGCAUAUGUCUCUCAAGAGUCUGUACAGCCCUACGUAGCGCCGCUGUUCUUGCUAGAACUAAUAGCAUCGCGUUUCUGCUGAAAAAAUCGAUGUUUUGAAUUUGGACGGUCUCAAGCUUUCGUAAAUCGACUUUGGACGUUCGCCUUUAGGAAAGGAAAGG
Messenger RNA from Lentinula edodes (shiitake mushroom), 2202 nucleotides. Its product is annotated as Bestrophin, RFP-TM, chloride channel-domain-containing protein. The transcript has 13 exons. Gene Ontology annotation, molecular function: chloride channel activity. Bases 204 to 1856 code for a protein of 550 amino acids. NCBI's taxonomy places the organism in Eukaryota, Fungi, Basidiomycota, Agaricomycetes, Agaricales, Omphalotaceae. The record is from RefSeq and is a predicted model, not a curated record.